This is a messenger RNA of Engraulis encrasicolus (European anchovy), 3872 nucleotides long. RefSeq names its product bone morphogenetic protein 2a (gene bmp2a). Gene Ontology annotation, biological process: BMP signaling pathway. The record is from RefSeq and is a predicted model, not a curated record. The transcript has 2 exons. Gene Ontology annotation, molecular function: cytokine activity; growth factor activity. The coding region runs from base 1345 to 2670 and encodes 441 amino acids. Gene Ontology annotation, cellular component: extracellular region. NCBI's taxonomy places the organism in Eukaryota, Metazoa, Chordata, Actinopteri, Clupeiformes, Engraulidae.
GUUUCAAAGUAACUGGCCCUACAGGCAAAGAUGUCAUAUCUGGCGAAACGUGGGUUCCGAUGAGCGAGGGAGGUGGCUGAGCAUAGGUUAUUUAAACUAUUAAAAUGUUACACGCAAAGACGUGACAUGGGUCUCUUCCCUUGGCUGAUGAAUCGCAGCAUUUUGCCCGUGACAUCACAGCAGCAAAAUACAUCGCGAACAGACUCUGGCUCGAUGAAGUUCAGCGCGCACUGGGCAGGCAUCUGACUUCGUGCUGUGCUCGUGGAGAGGGAACAACACUACGAGCGAGAGAGACAGGGGAUAGGACUAUCUCACCUCUUAUUUUGUACAACUUCAACUUUGACUACUUCAACAGCAGAGCACAGUCUGAGCUUGGAUUAAUAACGCCCUUUCUUAUUUUUAUUUUUUCCUGCGAUUUUGUAUUUUUCUGUGUACGCUUGCAAGGAGCGAGGGAGAUCAGUGAAUUGUUUGUUUUCAGCAAAAUAGACUUAAGGAGAUUGUGAACUGGAAAUUUACAAAGUGGAGCGAAGAAACAUUUCGACAAGUUGAGGGAAGACGUUUCCUUGGAGCCUUGUCUUCUUCACUGUCAUGGGGAGGAUCUGAACGCUCUGUCUGUAGUGGCUCUGUCAUGGAUCUUUGCCUGGAGUUUAUUUAGUGAACAUAAACUUGUGAAGACUAUACAAUCCCAACAGCUUACUCCGUGCACCAACCUUCACUUUAUACAUGCUGGUAGUGGAUGUUUCACACUUGUUACUUCCAAUUCCGGAGAGUCAAUGGAUUCGUAGGGUGCCUUGCCUGAUCGAAUAGUUCGACAGAUCCCUGUGCGCUCUAAUUCGGGGGUGUUGUUUUGCUGGUGAACCAUGUAUAUUCACAGCUGUGUAAAUCUCUUUUAUAUAUUGUUAAAAGCUAAAAUAUAUCCACCCGAGCUUGUGUAUGUCGACAGGUUAUGGUAUAUGUGUGACUGUUAAGAAUUAAUUUACACUUUUUCUGUCAGUGACAAUCUACUGGCUGGUAAAGCGCUGAACCCCUCGACCCGCCUCUUAAUUAUAGACUAACUUUAAUAUGAUAUCGUACGCGCUAUGGAUAGUGGUCAGUUAUUACGUUUUGGAGGUACGAAUCGGCAUGCUGAAAUGUAAUUUUAGACUGUGCCGCAACAUGCUCUGCGAACGAGAAUAAUUAUAGGAACAACUAUAGACUCUUGCUAGCACCUAACCCCACUUGUUCCUAUCAUGGCAACUGCGCAUCUCAACCCAAGAAACUCACUAUCCGUCUCUGUAUACGCUGUGACGGCGGGGAUCUAGUAGGCUAUUGACAAGUUGUCAUCUAGCAGACGAGAGAGUGAUCAUGGUCUUCGUUGUCCGCGCUGUUAUGCUGCUGCUGCUGGGUCAGGUGUCUGUCGGAGACUGCACAGGACUUAUUCCCGAGGUUGGCCGGCGGAGGUACAGCGACUCAGGACGGCAAAACCCACCGCAGGAUGUCCUAAACACAUUUGAACUUCGCCUACUCAACAUGUUUGGUCUGAAACGUAGACCGAAUCCAAGCAAGUCUGCGGUCAUCCCACAGUAUAUGGUGGAUCUAUAUAACAUGCACUCUGCAAAUUCAGAGAAAAGCCCCGGGAGACAUAAGGGGUCAUUGGCAAGGAACUCAGAAAAGCCUGCCAGCCGGGCGAACACGAUUAGAAGCUUUCAUCAUGAUGAAUCAUCUGAAGAGCUGAGGAGUCACAGUACGAGGACAACCCAGAAGUUCGUCUUCAACUUGACCUCCGUCCCCAGAGAGGAGUUGAUCACUUCAGCUGAGCUGCGCAUCUACAGGGAGCAGGUUAUGGAAGCUGUGGACGCUGUUAUGGCUGGAAACGGUAGCCAUGACAACAGCAGCAUCAGCAACAGUGGGGCCGGGUUCCACCGCAUCAACAUCCAUGAGGUCAUCAAGCCGGAGGUGCCUUCCACAGAGCCCAUCACCAGACUCCUGGACACCAGGCUGGUGCAGCACACCCUCAGCAAGUGGGAGAGCUUUGACGUGAGCCCUGCCGUGGCUCGCUGGACCAUGGAAGGACAUGACAACCAUGGCUUCAUGGUGGAGGUACUGCACUUGGACAGUGAGAACAGAGAGUUUGAGAGGGAAGGAGAGGGUGAGGAAGAGGAGACGAAUAGGGUGGAGAAGAAGGAGAUGCAGGGGAGUAGUAGUAUGAGGAGGAGAAGGAGGCACGUGAGGGUGAGCCGGUCCCUUCACCGGAACGAGUACUCCUGGCCUCAGCUCAGGCCUCUGCUGGUGACCUUCAGCCAUGAUGGCAAAGGGGAACCGCUGCACGCACGCGAGAAGAGGCAGGCGCGUAACAACAAGCAGCGCAAGAAGCACAAAGCCAACUGCAAGCGGCACAUGCUGUACGUGGACUUCAGCGACGUGGGCUGGAACGACUGGAUCGUGGCGCCGCCUGGCUACCAUGCCUUCUUCUGCCAGGGCGAGUGCCCAUUCCCGCUGGCUGACCACCUCAACUCCACUAACCAUGCCAUCGUCCAGACGCUCGUCAACUCUGUCAACACAAACAUUCCGCGGGCAUGCUGCGUCCCUACGGACCUCAGCCCCAUCUCUUUACUCUACCUGGAUGAGUACGAGAAAGUGAUCCUGAAAAACUACCAGGACAUGGUGGUGGAGGGAUGUGGUUGCCGCUAAUGAUGGAUUGAUGGAUGGAUGGAUGGAGGGAAUUGGCGAGCCUAGCGCUGUGUGUGUACUGCUGUGUGUGAGGGCUGUGACCUUUGAACUUACAGACAUUACCAGAGGAGAAGGAGGAGGAGAGAGACAGAGAAAGGACUCAUACUUUUGUUAUUUUGCAAAACAGACACUUCAUUUCCCAAUGAAAUCAUUAUUUAUAAGAAAGAAAAAAACUAAUAUUUUGGAGAAAAAAAGGUAUAUAAGAGUAUAUUUAUCUCUACUAUCAAGUUGGGAAAAUAAAUAUUUUAAUCAGAGUUCAGAUAAUGUAUUUCUGAUGUACGUUUUAAAUAGUACAGUUCCGCACAUGAAGUAUCAUGCUCAAACUUAUUUUGUAUUUAUUUACUUUCAUAACCACUGUCUAGUGAAUAGUUUAUAUAUAUUUAUGUAUAAUCACAUGGAAAAUAUAUAGAUGUGUACAAUAUUCAACUCACCAUAGGUGGCAGAUUUGUGUGUUUCCUUUAAACAUUCGGUGAAAAAUAAAGUCUACUCUGGUAUGACCCAGAGUAAGGCAAACCCCCUUAACAAGCUUAAAGGUGCACUGUCUAAUAUUGUUAGUAGUUCAUUUGUAGAAUUCAUGCUGUCCAUUCACAAAUGUUACCUUUUCCACGAAUAGUUACUACCACCAGCAAAUUCAUAAUAUUCAUUAUGACUGGGAAGACUGCAUUUUUCAUACAUGAAAAGGGGGAUCCUCUCCAUGUCCGCCAUUUUCACUUUCCAGAAAUAGAUAUUUUUAGUGCCAAAACGUACUGUACUUUGGUCAUACUAGUAAAUAUUGGUUUAUUAUUCAGUGAAUAUUCUUGAAAAGAUCAAAUUUGGCAAUAGGCAGCACAGUUUCGAUGUCCAGCCUAGUUGCAAUACCUACUCUGGCCACCAUCCUACACAGUGCACCUUUAAAGUGAAGGCCCCAUCAUGACUCCACAAAGCACUGUAAGAAGCACCAGUGCCUUUUAAACACAACACUAGUGUCGUCCUGUGAAGCUCUUACUUAAAAUGUGUAGUUGUGGAAUUUACAGAGUGAAGCAUCAUUCUGGGGGAAAGCUAUCUAUAAUGCCCAGCUAACACAUGGGAACAUGGGGGACUUCAAAAGGUACGGCACGGCACAGUCCACAUCCAGUCAACAGCAAGGGGAUAUCACAGCAGAACUGAAGAGAUUUUGAGGGGUU